This is a messenger RNA of Medioppia subpectinata, 567 nucleotides long. NCBI's taxonomy places the organism in Eukaryota, Metazoa, Arthropoda, Arachnida, Sarcoptiformes, Oppiidae. The record is from the annotation of a GenBank genome assembly.
UGAUUUAAUAAGUGAUCUCUAAUUUAGACGUUAAGCCAAAGCGCCCGCACUUUCGCCGCAAAUGACAGUAUCAUUGAAAACACGGAUUCAAACUUGAAAAGGCUUGAGAUAUCGACCAAACAGUUCCAAAUGCAAUUAGAAGACAUUAACAAAAGAGUUCUGUUGAUUCUUCUGGAAGACCAUAAUUCCGACGACAACACAGACUAUGACUCCAAUUAUGGCACAAAGUAUUAUGAGAAACAGUUUGAAGCCAGACAUGGGUGGGGGCGGGUCUGGGGUGUGGUCUCGCGGCGGUGCGAAGAUAGAGGCGGACGGAACUAUCUUAGACCUGUCUUCGAGCGGAUUAUUCAAAACGAGCGGCACUUCGAGUUCGUCUCCGGUGGCGGCCGUCACACCGAAGUAGUAACCGGUGGGCAAACGAACCCCUUUCACAGUAAAGCAUUCCUUCCAUUCACCCGUGCCGUCGAUAUUGGUGUUGACAGUCAGCACAUCGUUCUCGUAUCUGAUGGCCAGAAGUGUGUCGUGAUCUAUGCCUCUGAACUUAGACUCACAUCCGGCCAAUUCUGA